ACACUCAGCUGGUAAAGCUCCAUAUAUGUAUAGAUCGGUACAGCCGCGAAUCGCACGUAUUUCAGAAGCUAUCUCGACGUCGCCUCAAACUCUCCAAUAAGUUUUUUUUUCGGGAGAGGGAUUUUCACGGAUUUGAGUUAACAGGCUUGCCCUUGUGAUAGCCAGCAUGAAUCAGAUUCGCGCCAUCCAGGCGCUCAACAAACGCGAGAUUGAGAAUGGCGUACCCCCCGAAGCAUCAUGGCACACAGAUUACCGCGACACCGCCUUCAUAAACUUCGGCGGCUUGCCCUACGAGCUGACCGAGGGUGACAUCAUCACCAUCUUCUCACAAUACGGCGAGCCUGUCUUCCUCAAGCUCGCAAGGGAUAAGGAAUCAGGCAAAAGCAAGGGAUUCGGGUGGCUGAAGUACGAGGACCAGCGGAGCUGUGAUCUCGCCGUCGACAAUCUAGGUGGUGCCGAGAUCGCGGGACGGCUAGUUCGUGUAGAUCACGCGCGCUACAAGGCCCGGGAUGACGAGGAUCCAGAGGAGUUCGCCGUCGGCUGGGCAGACAUGGUGCGGAAAGAGAAGGCCGCGAAAGGCGAGGCUGCUGAAACCGAAGACGAGGACGAUGAAGAGGAAGACGAGCCUAGAAGACCACUGAUAAAGGAAGAGGUGGAACUGCGAAAGUUGAUCGAGGAGCACGAUGAUGACGAUCCCAUGAAAGGAUUUUUGAUCGAGGAGAAGAAGCGAGAGGUCAGCGAAGCGCUCCAGAAAGAAAAGGAGAAGAAAGAUAGGAAGCAUCGCCAUCACCAUAGGUCCCAUCGCCGGUCACGCAGGGACGAAAGCGGCGACCGCCGGGAUGGAAGAUCGAGGCGUGAUAGGACGCCCGCAACAGGAGAAAGAGAAAGGGGAAAGCGUGAGCGAGAUGUCACACCUCAGAGGAGAGACCGCUCAAUAGAGCAAGAUCGCGAUUCAAGAAGGCAUAAUAAGGAUUACGAAAGGCAUCACAAUGGGGAACGCCAUAGGGACCGCGAAGGAAGGGACCGAGACCGUCGGAGGGAUGAAGAUCCAGCUACUAGACGGACAAAGCGCCACGAGGACGAAAGUCGGGAUAGGGACGCGGAUGCACAUCACAGAAAAAGGCGACGAAGCCGCUCACGAUCUCCGCGGCGAUAACAGGUUGAGAAGGGUUGGUUUUCGUAACGCCUGACUCAGGCUAUGCGACUAAAUUCAAUAAUGAUUGAGCACUGGUCCAACCUCAGUCCUUCACUACGUCGAUUCUUCAUGCACUCUGUCAGAAUAUGAUGAGUGUUGGUUUAUAUCACGCAGUAGUU
Molecule: messenger RNA, 1314 nt
Organism: Xylaria bambusicola
Lineage: Eukaryota; Fungi; Ascomycota; Sordariomycetes; Xylariales; Xylariaceae
Exons: 2
Coding region: 167-1156 (329 amino acids)
Biological process (GO): mRNA splicing, via spliceosome
Cellular component (GO): precatalytic spliceosome; U2 snRNP; catalytic step 2 spliceosome
Molecular function (GO): RNA binding
Source: RefSeq, a predicted model, not a curated record